Messenger RNA from Scomber japonicus (chub mackerel), 453 nucleotides. RefSeq names its product dr1-associated corepressor. The transcript has 6 exons. Gene Ontology annotation, cellular component: nucleus; negative cofactor 2 complex. Gene Ontology annotation, molecular function: transcription corepressor activity; core promoter sequence-specific DNA binding; protein heterodimerization activity. Gene Ontology annotation, biological process: transcription by RNA polymerase II; positive regulation of transcription by RNA polymerase II; negative regulation of transcription by RNA polymerase II. The record is from RefSeq and is a predicted model, not a curated record. The coding region runs from base 1 to 453 and encodes 150 amino acids. NCBI's taxonomy places the organism in Eukaryota, Metazoa, Chordata, Actinopteri, Scombriformes, Scombridae.
AUGCCCGGACAGAAGAGAAGAUAUAAUGUACGGUUCCCUCCUAGUCGCAUCAAGAAGAUCAUGCAGAAGGACGCGGAGGUGGGGAGGAUUGCGAUGGCUGUUCCUGUGAUCAUCUCGCGAGCGUUGGAGAUGUUCCUGAAGUCUCUGCUCACCAAAACCUUCCUGAUCACUCAGGCCAAGCUCAGCACCGUCGUGUCUCUCACUCACAUGAAGCAGUGCAUAGAGGCAGAGAAGCUCUUCCACUUCCUGAAAGACACGGUGGAGCGAACCGCAGCUACGGCAGCCCAGAAGGACAACAGAGGCAUGAGUAUGUGGCCGCUGUACAGAACCAAGCGGCUCGAUGUUCCUGUCAAGAAAACAGCUGACGUUGCAGAAAAGGCUCCGCGGCAGAGCCUCGACUCACUCGACAACGACUCCAGCUCCAGUGAGUCGGAGCUCUACAUCUGCUUAUGA